GGAUGGGAAUUGAGGAACGCAGGCAGGUGAAACGGCCUGCCCAGGCCAGCUCCAGAAAAGGCUGUAUGAGAGGCAAAGGAGGCCCUGAGAACGCCAGCUGCACCUACAAAGGCGUCCGUCAGAGGACUUGGGGCAAAUGGGUCGCCGAAAUCCGCGAGCCCAACCGCGGCGCCCGCCUCUGGCUCGGCACCUUCGAGACUUCCCAUGAAGCUGCUUUGGCUUACGACGCCGCCGCUCGCAAGCUCUACGGCUCCGAGGCCAAGCUCAACCUUCCCGACCUCUCUCUCAAUUCUCAUUCCCAGCCUGAUCCCCCGCAUUCCUCUGUCCCCUCUCAGGUUCCUCAAAUGGCGCCCAAUCACCAGCCUAUGCCAGAUCAUCAGCUGCUCCACAACUCUGCUGCUCAUAUCCCUCCCUGCUCCUUCAACCCCAUCCCCAAUAAUUCUCCGAUGAUGUCCGCCAUGGCUUCUCAUCAGCAAGUUGCACCAGCGUACAGCCCUAACUCUAGCUCUAGCUCUGGCUCGACCAUGUCCGUUCCCUUCAACGCCGAGGAGAACCUGAUGAAGCCGAUUGAGAAGGAGGAGGAUUUCGGUCAAUUGUGGGGAACGAUGAGCGAGGGCCUGCCUGUCCCUGAGUUCGAUGAUUCCAUCUGGGCCGAAGCUGCCAUGUCUCUGGAUUUUCCUGUAAUGUCUGAUGCGGGAAUAUAUGGGAAUGGGACUUUGGGAGAUGUGGCUCCCUGGGACUCUCUGCAGACUCCCUGGUGCAUGUGAGUGCACUUCAACCUCUGACUGACUUCAUCACUGUCUAUACCAUCAUC
This is a messenger RNA of Neltuma alba, 814 nucleotides long. Its product is annotated as dehydration-responsive element-binding protein 2D-like. The transcript has a single exon. Gene Ontology annotation, biological process: positive regulation of DNA-templated transcription; response to stress. Gene Ontology annotation, cellular component: nucleus. The record is from RefSeq and is a predicted model, not a curated record. Bases 3 to 767 code for a protein of 254 amino acids. Gene Ontology annotation, molecular function: DNA-binding transcription factor activity; transcription cis-regulatory region binding. NCBI's taxonomy places the organism in Eukaryota, Viridiplantae, Streptophyta, Magnoliopsida, Fabales, Fabaceae.